AUGCCUUCCUUCUUCAAGUCCUCGUCCUCCAAGAACCAGACCGCCUCGGCCGCCAACACCCCUGCCACCAGCCCCGCCCAGACCCCCCGCAACUCGAUCCACGAGCAUCGCAUCCACCAGGGCGUCAAGAUGACCCACGACGAGGCCCUACUUUUCGUCCUCAACAAAACCAUGUCCAACGCCGCCACCGGUCCCUACAUCCGCUAA
This is a messenger RNA of Linnemannia hyalina, 207 nucleotides long. The record is from the annotation of a GenBank genome assembly. NCBI's taxonomy places the organism in Eukaryota, Fungi, Mortierellomycota, Mortierellomycetes, Mortierellales, Mortierellaceae.